AAAAAAGCCCAAUCUGGCGCUACGAAAGCUGGGAACGCUGCCAAUCAAUGAUGUGAAGUUUUCUACAGGGCAGAAUGGGAGGCAAGUGCCUCAGGGGAAGGACUAUAGGUGGCUGGGGCGGGCCGCCUGACGUCACUUCCGCCUAGGGAGCUUCAGCCAAGAUGGCGGCUUGGAGCACUGGGUGGCUGCGGAGCUGGUGUUUCCUGGCCAGGCAGAGCCGUCCCCUCCUGGCACCUUUGAGAAACCGCUGUGCCUCCGGACUGAGGGGACCUUGGAGCAAAGCGGCCGCUUUGAGUCUUGGAGCCACGCUCGCAGCUAUCCCCAUCACACAGAAACAUGAUCCAGGUUCUCUCAGCAACGAAGCUUUAAUCCGAAGAGCUGCCUCUUUGGUAACCGAUAGCACCGGUACUCUCCUCUCUCAAACCACAUAUGCAUUAAUUGAAGCACUGACAGAGUAUACCACGGCAGUUUACACACUGGUGUCCCUGUACCAGAAGUAUGCACACCUCAUUGGGAAAAUGAAUUCUAAAGAGGAGGAUGCUGUCUGGCAGGUGAUCAUUGGUGCUCGAGUAGAGAUGACUGCAAAGCAGCAAGAGUACUUGAAGUUAGAAUCCCGAUGGAUGACUGCGCUGCGUCUUUCAGAGAUGGCGGCCGAAGCAGCCUAUCAAUCAGGGGCUGACCAGGCCUCCGUAGGCACACAUAACCACAUCCAGCUGGUGAGAACGCAAAUCCAAGAGGCCCGCCAGCUGUCGCAGAAGGCCGAGAGUAAGCUAGCUGAGGUCCAAACAGAGGAGCUCAUGAAGCUGAAGGAAGAGGAGGCCUUGGCAGCUGCAAGGCGCCAGGCCAGUGUGGAGGAGGCAGAGGAGGCUUAUCUUCGUGAAGACUGAAGAGGUGAAAGCUGCAAGGAUGGUAACCCUGUUCCGUUAAAAGCCUAGAGGCAGAAAGGCCUUGGACCUCAGCAGCCCCUUUAGCUUGACCACAGGCCCUGAACUGGGGAGGUGCAUUUCCAGCCUGUUGGGGAAAGUUAAUUCUACUUGAAUGUACAGCUGUACAAAUGUGAAAACAAACACCAGAGAUGCCUGUUUGUGUCUCUUGUGAUCUCCAAGUGGAAACCGAAAUUACAGAGAGAAAUUAAAUCGCUCCUUCAACUCCCCAAAGCCUGGAGGUUACUGCAGGUUCAAAUCCACAAGGGCUUUUUUUCUCUCUUCUUGUGUUCUAAAAAUGCUUGUUUGUGUUUGUGAUGAACAAUUGUGCCUAGAGUUUCAAAAAUGUUUUUGUGUUGUGUUUCUUAAAAAUCCGUUUGGAGGAGAAAGAUAACUUCUGUGUUGUUCUCUUAAUUCUACAGACAUCCUUUACUAAACCCAGUUUUUAAAAUAAAGACAAGUAAAACGA
Molecule: messenger RNA, 1392 nt
Organism: Anolis sagrei ordinatus
Lineage: Eukaryota; Metazoa; Chordata; Lepidosauria; Squamata; Anolidae
Gene: DIABLO
Product: diablo IAP-binding mitochondrial protein
Biological process (GO): intrinsic apoptotic signaling pathway in response to oxidative stress; neuron apoptotic process
Cellular component (GO): mitochondrion
Source: RefSeq, a predicted model, not a curated record